AUGGCACAAAUCAAUAACAGACGAUCUGUACUUCAAAGACAUAGAUGGAAGUUGUUAAUAUCUCUGUUCAGUGUAACGGCAGUAUGUGCUACGGGUUCUAUUGUAAUUUUUUUAGUUAAGAGAUGGUUAUAUAGACAACAAUUGCGAAUUAGGGAAGAUCAUUUCAUGAGAGAACAAAUGCGCAGAAGAUUCAUACAAACUCAGGAGGAUUCAUUGAGGACAUUGUGUCAAUUGAUACCUGUAUUUGCAAUAAUCCUUAAUAAAGACGAAUUAAAUAUCGAUGAUUUGUUUAAUGAAUUAAAGAAUAAGAAAAAAGUUACAGGGGAGUCUGGUGAUAUUGAAAAUAAUGAAAAAAGUAAAGCGGAAUUAUGGAAUGAAUUAAAGACUAAUAGUUUGGUAAAAAUUAUUACAAUUACUUAUACAAUAUCUACUUUUUUCUUAUUAACAAGAUUACAAUUAAAUAUGUUAGCAAGAAGAGAAUAUUUGGAGAGUGCUGUGAAUAUGGGUGUAGAGAAAGAGAAGAAUGAGUCAAAGGGGCAAUACUCCAUAGUAUCUCUAAUAACUGGAUUUUGGAAUUAUAAUAACAGGAGUAAUGAUCAAGGGAAUAUUAUUAAUUCAACAGAUGAUAAUCCAAUGGGACCAGACAUUAAACAUAACAAAAUCACAUAUAUCAAUGAACAAGGAUAUUUAUCAUUAUCAUGGUGGCUACUAAAUAAUGGCUACAAGACAUUUAAGAGAUUAGCACAUAAUUAUGUCACAGAAGAAUUUGAAUCAAUAAACCCUAGAGAUCAAUUGACUCUAAUAGAAUUCAGUAAUCAUCUAAGUAAUGUUUUCCAAGCGAUAAAUAAGGAUAUCUUAAUAUCGAGAGAAGAUAGCAUAAAGAUGAGAGAUAUUAUACUUCCUGGCGAUAAUGAUUUAUUUAAGGUCUUACUACAAACUUUGGAUAAAGAUGAAUUAGAAUUACUACAAGAAGAUGAAACAGUUUUGAGAAGAUUAAUGUCUGAACUCACGAAAUGUAUAGAGAGCAGUGCAUCGAAUAUUGUACUUGAAAAUCUAGUGAAUGAAUCCUACCAAUACAUUAUGAAUCACAUAGAGACCAAAAUGAUAGCAAAGAGUCAAAAGAUUCCUAAUGUCUCCAGGGAAUCCUCAUUUCAAAUGGCAUUAUUUGCAAUAGUGACGAAGGAUACAUGUCAUGAUAUGUUACCAAAAAAAAAUCAUAUGAGCGGUACAUCUAACGAAUACUUACAAUGUCUAGACAGACUCGAAGUUCUAGAUGAUUUAAGUUCUAGUGUCUAUAGCAAUUUCAAUGUAUAG
Molecule: messenger RNA, 1314 nt
Organism: Maudiozyma saulgeensis
Lineage: Eukaryota; Fungi; Ascomycota; Saccharomycetes; Saccharomycetales; Saccharomycetaceae
Source: the annotation of a GenBank genome assembly